AGGUAACCAGCCCCUGGGCGAGGCUGGUAUCGUGGGUUGGGAUGCUCUGUUUUGUUCAGUAUCAUAUAUGUGGUCUUACUACUAAUUUUGCAUCGAAGACAACUACCCCUGUGGUCCCGCCCACGCUACGCCUCUGGCAGAAUUAAGUAGGUGGCAUUUGAAAAGUGAAUCAGUUUUAGUUUGGUGAGCUACGAAGUUGGACUGUCGCCUGCCUAAGAAUCUCUAGGAAAAACUGAAUAGCAGAAGGCCUUCAGGGAAGAACCUCUCCCUUCUCCAUCAUCCCAUACCAACAUGUCGUCGGCACGAGAUAUUCCACAGACUCAGGCUGUUAACAAUGCUGCUUUGGCUGGUUCUCCCGUCUCUCAGCACAGGUUCCUCAUCCCUAGUCCAAUUCCGACCAGACGUAGCCGUACCUAUUCAGCAUCCGAAAGAGCAAAAUGCGGUCCAACUGUUCGAGGUAAAGUGAAGGAAUUCUGUCGAGAAAAGGGUCAUGGUUUUAUUCAACCUGAAGAUCCUUCAAGUGUUCCAUUGUUUGUUCAUAUUUCUGAUAUCGAGGGUGAAUAUGUUCCCAAAGAAGACGACGAUGUGACCUACAAGGCCAUUACCAUUCCACCACGUCACGAAAAGCUUCAAGCCGUUCAUGUGCAGAUCAUGCAUUUGGCCCCGGGGGUCAGCCACGAACGCUGGGACUCGCCGCUAGUCACCAACUCCAAUUGUUCUCCUAGCCACGGUUCCAUUAAAGAUCUCCAUCCUGCCCAGCCUAGCCACCCUGAAUGACUUUUUCCACUCCAUACCUAACACACACACAUAUAUAUAUAUAUAUAUAGAUAGAUAUAUCUAUAUCUAUAUACAUAUAUAUAUAUGUGAAUUGGUGUGUGUGUGUGUCUGUAUAUAUGCAUAUGUACUUGUAUAUCUAAUGAUAUAUAUACGUGUGUGUGUGUGUGUUUAUACAUUUUUUCAUGUGUAACUACUAAUACAUUUGUGUAAUAUGCAUAUAUCCAUGUGCAUAUAUAAUACCCUAAUUAUAUAACUAAUGUGCAUGUAUGUAUGUGUGUGUAUGUAUAUAUCUAUCCAUCUCUUUAUCUCUAUAUAUCUAUCUAUAUAUAUAUACACACACACAUGCAUACAUGCACAUAUAUAUACAUACCAUAUGUAUAUAUCAGUAAUGUGUAUGUAUCUAUAUGUAUGUAUAUAUAUAUAUAUAUAUAUAUAUAUAUAUAUAUAUAUAUAUAUAUAUAUAUAUAUAUAUAUAUAUACACACGCCACCACCACCACUACACAUUGUGCGUAUAUGCAUACCCUGAUAUGUUACCCAUGUAUGUGUAUGUAUAGAAAUAUGCACACACACAGACACACAGAUAGAUAACCACCACCACCACACACACACAGAUGCACAUCUGUAUAACCUCCCAGUAUUAAUUCAGGCCUUGCCUAUCUGCCCACGAAAUUUGAACAUCUUCUUUCUUCCAUUUGGUCCUUAAACUUCUAUCUCCCUUGGCCACACACACACACACGCACCCCUUAACAACUGCUGGUCCUCAUUUUAAUUGUUUUUUUUUUAAAUAUUUUUUUUCCUAAAAUGUUUUCUAUCCAAUUAUACUUAUACAUAUAAACAUACACGCACACAUAUAUAUAUCUAUAUACACUCAGUUUUUUUUCUCUCCUUUUUUAUUUAAAUAAAUUUGCCUUAAUUAUUCUAAGGUAACAUUUGCAAACAAA
Molecule: messenger RNA, 1719 nt
Organism: Octopus bimaculoides (California two-spot octopus)
Lineage: Eukaryota; Metazoa; Mollusca; Cephalopoda; Octopoda; Octopodidae
Product: calcium-regulated heat stable protein 1
Biological process (GO): regulation of mRNA stability
Cellular component (GO): cytoplasm
Molecular function (GO): mRNA 3'-UTR binding
Source: RefSeq, a predicted model, not a curated record